AUGGAUAGUGACAAUAAUAAACGUUUCAAUUUUGAUCACCUUUCUCAAAGAUAGCUUAAGAAUAGACUUUAUAAAAACAUUAAUCGUUAUGAUCCUAGCGAACGAAAACAUACUUAACCACUAUCCAAUGCAUCAAAACCUUAUUUGAUACCAAAAAUUUCAAAAUAGAGAUUGGAACCAAUUACAUCAGCUUAAGCAACUUUAGGCGUAACAAUUUAAUAAGGUAGAAUUCUUCUUGAUCAAUCUGCAUAUUAAUCAGGCAAAAGUAUUUGUUGUCAUUACUAACUCAAGACAUAAGAAAUGAUACUUCUUUUGCUCAAGAUCACUUUAAAAAACCUAAGAAUUUAUCUCCUCUGGAUCAUAGACUAUAAAGUGAUUAUGGAAUGAGUAUUUUGGAUGAUGUAUAGAAUCCUAAUUCUUCAGUCAAUGACUCUAUCAUUAAUCUAUUUUAGUUCCAAGACAAAAAAAAAGAUGCAUCAAUCUUAAAAAAAUAAAAAAAGAAAUAAUAAUAACAAUCUUAUUUAUCUCCUUUAGAUUUUAUUUACUUAAUUAGAACAGAUCCAGAAAUGGCUGAUUAGUUUUGUUAUUUAAAUAAAAGAGAUCAUGCUUAUGAUUAUGAAAUAGUUGAAUUUGAAGAUCGAAAUGUUAAAGAAUAUAUGACUAUAAGUGCUAGAGGAAUUACUUAUUAUCAAAAUGAAGAAGCCACUUUUCUAACUAUUGAAGAAUGGUAAAGAGAAGCUAAUCUCUUUUAAGAUUUAUUAAAGAUAGAUUUCUUUAGAAAAUACAAAUUAUGGAAAAACUUCUUUUUAUGGAAAAGAUUAAUGAGAAAAAAAAUAUUAGCUAAAAAUUAAGAAUUGAUGGUCUCUAAUAUGUUUACAACAGAUAAAUAAUUAAGAAUUACUUUAUUAGAAGUGAAAAGAAAAUGUUAAUAAAUGGCAUCUGAAAUUAGAUUUUUAGACACAUCUACUACUAUUCCUUAAACUCUUGAAAAUUUUAAAUUAAAAUAAGAAAAACAUCUUAUGUCAAAUAUGGAUAAAUAAUUUGAUUCAUAUGAGAAUUAGAUAUAACAAAUAAUAAUAGAAUGUUGUUAAAAAUCAUUAAUAAAUUUUAAGGAAACUCAUCGUAUUCCAUUAUAAGAGGAUGAUGAUGAAGAAAGAGCUACCCUAUUAGUAGGUGAUGAGUCUGGAAAAGAGAUGCCAUUUACAACUGAAGCUACUAUAAGAACUCAUUUUAAAAGACUUAGGAAAUUUGUAAAAUAUCUUGAUUAUGUUAUAAUUGAUGCUAAAUUACAAAUGAUGCAAAAUUCAGUUGAACAUAUUGUAAAAUAAAUCAGAGAUUUCAAUAAAUAAUAUCGGCAAACCUCUGGUGGUAAAAGAAAAGGAUAUUAUGGAAAGGGUUCUCCAUAAUGUUGGAUAAUUUUUGAAGCUGUUGGUAAAGGAGAAAGUAUAUCUUUCAAUACUUUAAGAGAAUAGCUAUUUAGUAUAUUUGAAAGUGUUAUUAAUAAUAGUGUAAUACGUAUAACAACAAGACAUAAAGAGAUGUUAUCUUUACCUGAGUUACAACAAUAUAUAUAAGAUGAAAGUAAUUAAUAAUUUGAAAAAGUUGAUAUUAAGUCUAUUAUUACAGGGAGUGAAAAUUUUUAAAAUUUAUGUGGUUUAAUGAGAAGAGAAUUGGAAGUGGUAUUUGAUCAUCUUGAAUAGUAUGCUAAUAAAUUAAAACCAUUUUUAAAAUGGUAUGUAGAAAAUACAGCAAUAAAUAUUGAAAAUUAAUUCAAAAAUAAAGAUGUUGAUGAAUAUCGAAAUGCGAUUAAUCGAUAUAAAAAGUAAGAUCAUUAAUUUCAAGAAAUGGAACCCACUUAAGAAAUUGGAAUGAUUUUAUUUGAUAAUCAUAAAUUGAAGGCAAAAAUUAAAUCAAGUGCAAUGAAUUGCAUUUUAGAAUUAUAUAGAUUUAUACCAGAUUAUAUGUAUAAAAAAGCAAUACUAUUUACAAAUAAAACUGCUUAAUUAUAUUCUACAAUAGCAGUUUCUCCUAUCACUGUAGAGUAAUUUGUAAAUUAUAUGGAAGCUGUGAAUGUAAUCAAUAAUUAGUUUGAAGAUUUGAGUAAUGCCUCUUAAGAAGUCACUUCAAUGGCCUUAUUGAUGGAUGAGUUAAAGAUUAAGAUACAAGAUUAGCAUAAAUAAAAAUUUGGAGAAUGUAUUUAAUAAGUUAAUUAAUUGCGUAAGAAAGUAGAUGAUGCGAUGGUUAAUUAUGAUUAAAAUUUAAAUAAAUUUAGAAAAGAUAUGGAGAGAAUGAUUCCAUAAGUAGAUAGUACAGUAAAAGAUUUAAGUGAAAGAGUAUCAGAAUAAUAAUUGAGUUCUUUAGCAUCAGAUUUGAGUGAUAUGAUAACAUUUGUGACAGGAAUCAGAAAAUAAGUAGAUGAGUUAAAAAUACAUGCUAAAAAAUUAAAUGAUUAUUAAAUAGCAUUAAAUAUGGAAUAUACACCAUUUGAGAAAUUAGAGAUUUUUAAUCAUGAAUUUACAUUAUUAGAGAGAUUAUGGUGUGGGAGAAACGAAUGGAUUUAAAAUUACUCUUCUUGGUUAAAAUAACAUUUUACUGAAAUUAAUUUAGAUGAAAUGAACAAUACAAUUGAAAAAUUAUAAAAGGUUGCUAAUUUAUGUGCAAAAGAAUUAGAUAAAAAUGAAGUAGCAAGAGUAUUUAAGUCAGAUAUUGAAGGUUUCAAAGGAGUUUCUCAAGUACUUUAAGCAUUAAAAGAUCCAGCAAUAUCUGAUAAAUAAUGGAAUUAAAUUAGAACUUUAAUUUUAGAAAAUUAAUAAUUAUUUAAAGAGCCAAUUUUAGAUCCAUUUACUCCUUUAGAUGAUUUAAAGUAUAAUAUUUAAUGGAUUACUCAGAUUGGAUUAGAUUAAAUAAAAGAUAAGUUAAGUGAAAUUGCCUUAAGAGCAGCAAAAGAAAUAGAAUUAGUUAAAAUGUUAGAAUAAGUAGAAUCUAUUUGGAGAUCAGCUAUAAUAACUGUAUAACCUUAUAGAGAAUCUAAAGAUGUAUUUAUUUUGGGAAAUAAUGAGGAUUUAAUUUCUAAAAUUGAUGAUACUCUUUUAACUGUUAAUAAUAUAUUAGCAUCAUAAUUUGUUGAAGGUAUUUAAUCAGAGGUAGAAAGAUAAUAAGCUUUAUUAAGAUAUUUUUAAGAAUUAUUUGAUGAAUGGAUAUUACAUUAAAGAAAUUGGCUUUAUUUAGAACCUAUUUUGAAUUCUCCAUAUAGUGCAAAGAAUAUGGUUAAGGAAUCCAAAAUAUUUUAAUAAGCUGAUAUAUUGUGGAAGAAAUUAAUGAGAAAUGCCAGAGAUAGUUGUUUAGCUAAAAAAUGGGCAGACGAUUAUUAAAAUAGAUUAUAUUUUAAUUAAUUAAGAUAAAAUAAUAAUAAUUUUGAAGUUAUCUAAAAGGCUUUAGAUGAAUUUUUAGAAAAGAAAAGAGAUUCAUUUUAAAGAUUUUAUUUUUUAUCAAAUGAUGAACUCUUAGAUAUAUUAUCAAAUGCAAAGAAUAUUGAAGCAGUUUAACCAUACUUAAAAAAGUGCUUUGAUAAUUUAGUUGAGAUUUAAUUUGAUUAAUAAGAAAAUGCUAUAGGAAUGGUGUCUGCUGAAGGUGAGAUCGCAGUUCUUAAAGGAUAUACAGCUAGAGGAGAAGUAGAAGAUUGGUUUAAAGGACUUGAAGAUAAAAUGAAGAGUUCAUUAAAUGGUGUGAUGAGAUAAUCUUUAUUUAAAUAUUAAUUAGAAGAUACAUAAAGAAAAGAUUGGAUAUUUGAAUUCCCUUUAUAAAUUAUUAUAACUAUUGAUUCAAUAUUUUGGACUAAAAUAACUGAAGAAAAUUAUUUAUAGGCAAAUGCAGAAGGUGAUUUGGAUGAUUGGUAUGAUGCUAAUGUAGCUAUGCUUGAUGAAUUGACAUCAUUAUUUAAAGUUAAUUUAAAUGAUUUAUAAAGAAGAACUUUAGUGGCUUUGGUAACUUAAGAUGUCCAUUUUAGAGAUAUUGUGGAUAAUAUGAGAAAUGAAUCUGUAGAAAGUAUUAUAGAUUUUAAAUGGCAAUAAUAAUUAAGAUUUUAUCAUGAUGAAGAAAGUGUAUAAAUUAAGUAAGUAAAUGUUAAAAUAAUGUAUGGAUAUGAAUAUUUGGGAUCUACAACAAGAAUAGUUGUUACUCCUUUAACUGAUAGAUGUUGGAUAACUCUCACAGGAGCUAUUGGUAUUAAAUUAGGAGCUCUAUUACAAGGACCUACUGCUACUGGAAAAACAGAAACAUGUAAAGAUUUGGCUAAGGCUUUAGGACGAUUCUUUAUAGUAUUUAAUUGUUCAGAUUAAAUUACACCUAAAAUUAUGGAAAAACUUUUUGCAGGAUUGGCAUAUUGUGGAGCAUGGAUUUGCUUAGAUGAAUUCAAUAGAAUAUCAAAAGAGGUAUUAUCUGUUAUUGCACAAUAAGUCUUAACUAUAAGAGAGGCACUCCUAGAAUAUAAAAUGAAUUUUUAUUUCUUUAGUAAAAAUAUCUAAUUGAAUCCUGAUUUGGGUAUAUUUAUUACAAUGAAUCCAAAUUAUACUGGUAGAACUCAAAUACCUGAUAAUUUGAAAGUACUUUUUAGACCUAUUUCUAUGAUGAUUCCAGAUUAUAGAUUGAUAACUGAAAUUGAAUUGUUUGUUGGAGGAUUUUCUAAUGCCAAAGAUUUAUCAAGGAAAAUUAUCAAAUUGUAUCAAUUAAGUUCAGAAUAAUUGAGUCAACAAGAUCAUUAUGAUUUUGGUUUGAGAGCAAUUAAGUCAUUAUUAGUAAUGGCUAGUAAAUAAAAAAGAGCAGACUUUAAUAUUAAUGAAGAUGUCGUAUUAGUUAAAGCAAUAUGUGAAAGUAAUUUACCGAAAUUUUUAUUUAAUGAUAUAAGACUGUUUAAUGCAAUAGUAAAUGAUCUAUUUCCAGGAAUAGAAAUAGGGAAUAAAUAAAAUGAAGAGUUAGAAACAGUUAUAAAAUAUGUUCUUGAUCUAAAUUAAUUAUAAGAAGAAGAGAAUUUUGUAAAGAAGAUAAUUCAAUUUGAUGAAACAUUGAAAGUAAGAUUUGGAGUAAUGUUAGUAGGUGUAACAAUGGGUGGAAAAUCGUAAGUUUAAAAUGUACUAAGAGAAUGCUAUAAUAAAUAAUAUGUUGAUAAUUAAUAGUAAGAUGAUGAUUCUAAUCAUGAUAAUGAAAGGAUAGAAUAAAAGGUUUAAAAUUAGAUAUUAAAUCCAAAAGCUUUAUCAAUUGAAGAAUUAUAUGGAUAAUUCGAUAUGAUAACUUAAUAAUGGACUGAUGGUUUAGCUUCUAAUAUAAUGAGAAGAUUUGCAUAAUCAAAUACAUAAGAGAAGAAAUGGAUUGUUUUUGAUGGGCCUGUUGAUACAAUGUGGAUUGAAAAUUUAAACAGUGUUUUGGAUGAUUCGAUGACUUUAUGUUUAAGCAAUGGCGAACGAAUAAAAUUGAAUACAUAAAUGAGAAUUAUAUUUGAAGUAUUAGAUUUAAGUUUUGCUUCACCUGCAACUGUAAGUAGAUGUGGAAUGGUAUAUUUUGACCAAAAAGUCUUAGGAUAUGAACCAAUAGUAAAUACUGAAGCUAUGACACUUGUUGAUAUCUUAAGUAUUGAUAUAAUUGAUCACUUAUUAAUUUAAAUUAAGGCUUAAUUUAAUAAAUGUGUGGGUUUAAUUAUUAAAUAAUGUAAAUAAUUAAUACCUAUUAAUGAAACAUAAAUGGCAGUUGGAUUAAUUAAAAUUAUGAGAAUGAUUAUACAAUACUAUAAUUAAUAAUUAAAUUGUAACUUAAGAGAAGAAAUAGCUAAAAAGCACAUAGAAAAACUGUUUGUUUGGGUAUUUGCAUGGUCUGUUGGUGCAACUUUAGUUUCUGAUGAUUAUUCUAAAUUUGAAAGUAUUGUAAAUGAUACAUUCUCAGUUGAUAUAUUGCCUAGAGGAUCUUUAUUUGCUUGUUUAGUAAGAAUAACUAAAAUAGAUGGAUUAGUUGAUAUUAAUUAUAUUUAAUGGAAUGAUAUAGUUCCUUAAUUUUAAUAUAUCAAAGAUAUGAGUUAUUUUGAUAUGAUUGUUUAAACACCAGAAACUGUGGCUUAUGGUUGGUUUGUAAAAUAAGCUAUUCAUACUAAUUGUCCAAUUUUUAUAACUGGAAUGCCUGGUACAGGGAAAACAGUCUUGAUAAAUUCAACUAUUUAAAAAUUAAGAGAUAAAGGUUUAAUUGCAUUAAUGUAAAUGACCUUUUCAGCAAAAACCUCUAGUUAGGUAACUUAAUAAAGUAUAGAAUAUAAAUUAUAGGCUUAACGUAAUAAGGGAAGAGCUAUAUUAAUGCCUCCUCCUGGUAAAAAAUUUGUGUUUUUUGUUGAUGAUGUUAAUAUGCCAACUUUAGAAUAAUAUGGAGCUUCAUCACCUAUAGAAUUAUUAAGAUAGUUUAUAGAUUAUAAAGGAGUUUAUGAUAGAAAAACAUUUAAUUGGAAAGAUGUAGAUAAUACUAAUUUAAUUUGUGCCUGUGGUCCUCCUGGUGGUGGACGAUCUCCUCUUAGUAUUAGAUUCAUUCGUCAUUUUGUUUAUUUAAGUGUACCUAAUUCAAGUGAUGAAACCUUAUCAUGGAUUUUUAGUAGAAUUUUAAAAGCAUACUUUAAAAAUAAUUAUUUUAAGAAUGAAAUUAAUGAUUUAUGCGAUAAUUAUUCAAUUGUCUAUGCAACAUUAUAAAUGUAUCAAGAAAUAUAAAAUACUUUGAAACCUACACCUGAAAAAUCUCAUUAUAUUUUCAAUUUAAGAGAUGUUAGUAAAGUUUUUCAAGGAAUAUUAGAGGCUAAACCAUUGAUUUAUUAGAAAUCUGAAUAAAUUAUUAGAUUAUGGGCACAUGAAACAUGUCGUGUUUUUAUGGAUAGAUUAAUCAAUUAAAAUGAUUAAGAUUGGUUUAAAGAGAAUUUAAUUAAAAAUAUAUUAAUAAAUUUUAAAAUAGAAUAUAAGGUCUAAGAAUUCUUUAAUUCUUAACGUCCAUUUAUUUUUGCAGAUUUUUAAAAAAAAGUAGAAUUAUAAGAUCGUAUCUAUGAGGAAGUUAAAGAUUAUAAUUCAUUUGUUAAGAAUAUUAAUGAAUACAUGUUGAGCUAGACAAAAAUGAAUUUGGCAUUAUUUAAGGAUGCUAUUGUACAUUUAACAAGAAUUUGUAGAGUAUUAAGAUUACAGAGAGGACAUUAUAUGUUAAUAGGAAUUGGAGGUUCUGGUAAAAAGUCAUUAACACAAUUGGGAGCUGCUUUAGCUGGAUGCAAAUUUGAAACAUUUACAACUAAAAAAAACUAUGGGAAAAAAGAGUUUAAAGAUCUUUUAUUUAGACUUAUGUGUGCAGUUGGGAUUGAAAAUAAAUUAAUAGCUUUUUAUUUUGCAGAUAAUUAAUUACAUUAAGAAAGUUUUCUUGAAGAUCUUAAUAAUCUACUUAAUUCAGGAGAAGUACCUAAUAUGUUAACAAAAGAAGAUUUAGAAAUUAUUAAUUCUGGAAUCUAAGCUUAAAUUAAAGAACUAAAAAUUAAUGAUGCCUACUCUUACUUUGUAUAGAAAGUAAGAUCAAAUUUACACAUUGUUUUAGGAUUAUCUCCGAUUCGAGAUUAAUUCAGGGUCUGGUUAAGAAAAUUUCCAAGUUUAUUAAAUUAUACUAAUUUAGAGUGGCUACAAAAAUGGCCAUAAGAGGCAUUUUUAAAUGUUGCAUAAAUGUUUUUGGCAACAUUUGAAUUCAAAGAAUUAACAAAAGAUUUAAGAUAAAAUCUCUAUUAGAUGUUUGUUCAUGUUCAUUUGAGUGUAGACCAAAAAUGUCAAUUUUAUUAUGCUACUUAAAAAAAAUAAAUAUACACUACUCCUAAGUAAUUUCUUGAUUUAAUUGAAUCUUAUAAGAGUUUAUUGACAAUGAAAAAAGAAGAAUUAGAAACUAAUAAAUAAAAAUUAUCUUUAGGAUUACACAAAUUACAAGAAGCUAAUAGUAUAAUUAGUGGUUUAAAAGUAUAACUGACUUAGAUGUAGCCAAUUCUAAAAUAAAAGACUAUAGAUUAAGAAUAAUUGUUAUAAAAGUUAUAAGUUGAUUCUACAGAAGCGAAUAGAGUUAAAUAAUUAGUAUCCGAAGAGGAAAGAUAAGUUAUUGAAUAAGCUUCUAAAAUUAAAGAAACUAAGGCAGAAGCUGAGAAAUUUUUAAAUGAAGCUAUACCUACUUUAAAUGCUGCUUUGGAAGCAUUAAAUACAAUUAAUAAAAAUGAUAUUUCAGAAAUUAGAAGCAAUAAUAAUCCAUCACCAAUAGUUCGUUUUACUUUAGAAUGUGUUGCUAUAUUAUUUGAAGAAAAAUUAGAUUGGGAUUCUAUUAAAAAAUUGCUUGCCGAUCCAAAUUUUUUAUAAAAAAUGAAAGCUUUAGAUAUAAAUCGUAUUAAACCGAACACAUAAAAUAAAAUAAAAGCUAAAAUUAUUAGUAAUCCAGAAUUUGUUCCUAAUAUAGUUUAAAAAUACAGUGGUGCAGCUAAAUAAAUAUGUGAAUGGGUUAGAGCAGUGAGUGAAUUUACAGAUACUAAUAAUGAUAUAGAAAAGAAAAAAACCUAAGUUGAAGCUAUGAAUAAGUAAUUAGAGAUGGGCAAUUAAAUAUUAGCUUAAAAAUAAUCAGAACUUGCUCUAGUUGUAAAAAAAGUAACAGAUUUAGAAAUAUAGUUUAAUUAAAAUAAAUAGGAAAAAGAUCAUCUUGAUUAAGAUAUUUAAACUAUUCAAUAAAGAUUGAUUAGAGCCGAAGAAUUAACAAUAGGUUUAGCCGAUGAAUAAGAAAGAUGGAAAACCAAAGUUCAAAGUUUAACUGAAGAAAUAUAAAUGCUUUUAGGAGAUAUUUUUUUGGCAAGUUCUACUGUAACAUAUCUAGGAGCUUUUUCUGAAAUAUAUAGAAAUUAACUCUUAUAAGAUUGGAUCUUAAGAGCAACUGAAUUAGCAUUUCCAAUGAACAAAAAUUAUAACUUCGAAGCUGUUUUAGGAGAUCCUUUAGAAAUAAAAUAAUGGAUUACAAAUGGAUUACCUAAUGAUUCAUUCUCAAAAUCAAAUGGCAUAAUUUAAAAGUACUGUAGAUCUUACCCUUUAUUCAUUGACCCUUAAUUUUAAGCAAAUACUUGGAUCAAAAAUACAUAUAAAGAUUAAAAUCUUAAAGUAUUAAAGCUUACUUAAGAGGGAUUAAUAAAACAUCUUGAAAAUGCAGUUUAAACUGGAAUACCUUUAUUAAUUGAAGAUGUUUAAGAGUAAUUAGAAAAUUGUUUAGAGCCACUUUUAUUAAAACAGAUAAAAUUUGUAAGUAGAAAAAAAUUUAUUAAGAUAGGAGAUAGAGAAGUAGAAUUUGAUCCUAAUUUUAAAUUAUUUUUUAGUACUAAGCUUUGUAAUCCUUAAUAUUUAACAGAAAUAUUUAUUAGAGUAACAGUUAUCAAUUUUACAGUCACUCAAAAAGGAUUAGAAGAAUAAUUACUUGGUGAUAUUGUAUAAAUUGAAAAACCAGAUAUGGAAGAUGAGAAAAAAGAUUUAGUAUUGGGAAUUUCAUCAGGAAUGAUGAAUCUAAGAAAGAAUGAAGAUAAGAUAUUAAAUCUUUUAGCCAAUUCUAAGGGAAUGAUAUUAGAUAAUUUAGAAUUAAUAGAAUCUCUCAAAUUAUCAAAAUAAGAUGCAAUUUAAGUUAAGGAAACUUUAGUUAAAUAGGAAUAAAAAUCUACAGAAAUAGAAGCUGCUAGAAAAUAAUAUUUGCCAGUAGCUACAAGAGGAAGUCUUUUAUAUUUUGUUAUAGCUGAUUUUGCUUAAAUAGAUCCAAUGUAUUAAUUUUCAUUAAAUUAUUUCAAAAAAAUUUAUUAAAAUGUAAUUAGAAAUUCUGAAAAAAAUGAUGAUAUAAAAAUUAGAAUUGCUACACUAUUAGUUAAUAUUACUGAAAUUAUUUAUUAAAAUAUUUGUAGAGGCUUAUUUAAUUAACAUAAAUUAAUAUUCUCAUUUUUUAUGGCUGUUAAAAUAUAAUUAAACGAUAAGGAAAUAUCAUAAUAAGAGUGGAAUUAUUUUAUAAAAGGAGCAAAUUUGACUGUUUAACCACCUCCUAUGCCAAACACAGUCAAACUGUCUCCAUAAUUAUGGAAUGAAUUGUAUUAAUUAACUAAUGUUCAUUAAAAUAUUGAUCAUAUUUAUAAUCCAAACUUUAAUAGUUUUAAAGAAAUUGAAAAUUUGCUUUAAUCAGAAAAUCCAUGGGACUUAAUAAAUGAUUCACUAACACCAUUUUAAAAAUUAAUGAUUAUGAAAGUAUUGAAAUAGGAAGAAUUGUAUUAUGCUUUGAUAAAAUACGUUGAAAUAAUUUUAGGUAAAAAAUAUACAAUAAACUAUUAAUCUACAAUUGAAGACACAUUUAACGACACAGAUCAUAAAACUCCUCUCUUAUUUAUUUUAAGUCCAGGAAAUGAUCCUUUGGCUCAUAUAAUGAAAUUUGCAAAUUCAAAAAAAAUAUCUUCAGAAAAAUUAAGAAUUAUAUCAUUAGGAUAGGGUUAAGGAAUUAUAGCUGAAAAAGCCAUUGAGAGUGGUGUAAAAAGUGGUGAAUGGGUCAUAUUGUAAAAUUGUCAUCUCUGUAAAAUUUUUAUGGGAACACUUGAGAGGAAAAUUGAAUGGUUUGAAGAUCCUGAACUUUAAUCAUAAUUCAAUCCUGGAUUUAGAUUAAUCUUGACAAGUCUCUCUUGUGUUUACUUCCCUGUAAGUGUUCUUUAGAACAGUAUAAAAUUAACAAAUGAAUAUCCAAAGGGAUUCAAGUAGAAUUUGAAUAAAAUUUAUACUGAUUUAACUGCUGAUUAAAUAGAAAAUUGUGAAAAGAAAGAAACUUGGAAGAAAUUACUUUAUUCUCUUUCAUUCUUCCAUGCAAUUAUUUAAGAACGUCGUAAGUUUGGUUCUUUAGGAUGGAAUUAAAUAUAUGAGUAAAUAUUUAUUUUAUUUAGUUUUAAUGAUUCUGAUCUGGAAAUUUCUUAGGCAGUAUUAAAAAAUUUCUUAGAUUUACACCAAGAAGUACCAUGGGAUGCAAUUUUAUAUGUAAUUGGAGAGAUUACCUAUGGUGGAAGAGUAACUGAUGAUUGGGAUAAAAGAUGUUUAUUAACAAUUUUAAGCAAAUAUAUCAAGUAAAUAAAAUUCCAUAUCAAAUUUAGUGAGGAUGCUUUGAUUGAUGGCUAUUAUUUUUCUGAAUCAGAAAUAUACAAAUAACCUCGUGAAAUGAAUAUAAAUGGUUAUAGGAAAAUGAUAAAAAAAUAUCCUGAUAUUGAUAAACCUGAAUUGUUUGGGAUGAAUGAAAAUGCAAACAUUGCCUUAAAGUUAAAUAAAUCUAAAAAAGCAAUAGAUAUUAUUCUUAGUAUUUAAUCAGGUGAUAGUUUCUAAUAAGGAGAAGUAGAUUUAAAGAUAAAAACUUCAGAUGAAAUUGUAUUGGAAUUAUGUGAAGUUUUGUACUAAAAGAUUCCAUUUUAAAUAAAGGAAUAAGAAAGGAAAAAGAAGCCAAUUUAAGUUAUUAUUUAAGGUGCAAUUUAGGAUGUAGAUUUCAUAAAAAUAUGCUUAAAUUCUGAAGUUUAACGAUAUAAUUAAUUAUUAUAAUUGAUUGGAAGCUCAAUAAAAAAUUUAUAAGCUGCUCUAAAGGGAGAGUUAGUAAUGUCAAUUGAGCUUGAAAAAAUUUAUAGAUCAGUAUUGAAUAAUGAAGUUCCAUAGAUUUGGAUAAAUAAAGCAUAUUUAAGUCUCAAACCUUUAGGUUCAUUUUUUGAUGACUUGAUAAAAAGAGUGAAUUUCUUUAGAGAUUGGUUUAAUUUGGAUAAUGGAAAUCCUAAAGGUUAUUGGAUAUCUGCUUUCUUCUUCCCAUAAGGAUUUUUAACUUCAUUACUAUAAACAUUUAGUAAAAAAAAUCAAGUGGCAAUCGAUAUGCUUGGAUUUACAUUUAAGUUUUUAAAUUAGAUUGAUAAUGAAAUGGUAUUUCAUAAAUAAAUAUUAGAUUUCAUAAACACCUGAAAAUGGUGCAUAUAUAUAUGGUUUAUUUAUUGAAGGAUGUAGAUUUGAUUUCAAUAAAGGAGUUUUAGAGGAUCAAUUAGCAGGAUAAUUGAUAGUCUAAGCACCUAUAAUUCAUUUUAUUCCAAGUUAAGAUUAUAAGCCAAAUGUGAAUGACUAUUCAAUGCCAAUUUAUAAAACUAGUACAAAAAUUAAAUUAAGAGUUUUAGGUCUACGGGGUGGUGUUUUAUCAACAACAGGAUAAUCAACUAACUUUAUUAGAACGAUUGAUUUUCCGAGUAAAAAGAGCCCUGAUUAUUGGAUUUUGAAUGGAGCUGCCUUGAUCACUUAACUUAAUGAUUGAUUUUU
Messenger RNA from Paramecium sonneborni, 12356 nucleotides. Lineage: Eukaryota; Ciliophora; Oligohymenophorea; Peniculida; Parameciidae. The record is from the annotation of a GenBank genome assembly.